Rhineura floridana is the source of this 3430-nucleotide messenger RNA. It is a transcript of the gene CASP7, whose product is annotated as caspase 7. Bases 340 to 1281 code for a protein of 313 amino acids. The transcript is spliced from 7 exons. Gene Ontology annotation, biological process: proteolysis; apoptotic process. The record is from RefSeq and is a predicted model, not a curated record. Gene Ontology annotation, cellular component: cytoplasm. NCBI's taxonomy places the organism in Eukaryota, Metazoa, Chordata, Lepidosauria, Squamata, Rhineuridae.
GUGCGAAUAACCCCUAUGUGUUGAAGGCUGAUGUGGCCGUGAUUCCAAGGUGGCUAAGAGCGAUGAAUCAGCCCCUACGCUGCACGAUAGGGAGAAGGAGGCUCACAUUCCAAAGGCUGCCGGCGGAAGGGAGGCUUCCCUGGGACCUGAGCCCAGGAGAUGGCGCUAUUCGCCGGCUCGGGUUCAGAGACAGGGCCUUGGAAUGUGAGUUCAAGUUCCUGUGCCGCUGAAUCGCUCGCCCGAGUCUAAGGAGGCCGGGACGGGGCUUUUGGUUUCACUUUCGCGGUUUCCACAUAGCAGAGCGCCAACGGAGCAGAACUCCUUGCAUUCCCCUUCGUCAUGGAGCGCGCCCAGCUGCCAGGAGACCUUUCUGAUCCUGUGCCAUCACAGGUGCAUGAAGAUGAUGAAAAAGACCAUGGUGAUGUUACAGAUGCAAAGCCAGAUAGAAGAGAGCGGUCAUCAAUCUUUGGAAAAAAAAAGAAUGGACAGGAACUUCAGCCAGAAGCCUCUUCCAAGUACCGAAAUGUUAUGCCAACAUUCCAGUAUAGUAUGGACUACAAUAAAAUUGGGAAAUGCAUUAUUAUAAACAACAAGAACUUUCAAGAAAGUACACGCAUGGGUACACGAAAUGGCACUGAUAAAGAUGCUGGUGACCUGCAAAACUGUUUUCGAAAGAUAGGAUUUGAUGUUUCUGUCCAUAAUGAUCUCACCUGUGAAACUACGGAAACAAUACUCCGUGAAGUUGCCCUUGAAAACCACAGUGAUGCUGCUUGUUUUGCCUGCAUAUUAUUAAGCCAUGGAGAAGAGGGUUUAAUCUAUGGCACAGAUGGAGGUAUGCAAAUAAAGGACUUGACAAGUCUUUUCAGAGGAGACAAGUGCCAAAGCCUCAUUGGAAAACCUAAAAUGUUUUUCAUUCAGGCAUGUCGAGGUUCUGAAUUUGAUGAUGGCAUUCAGACAGAUUCAGGUUCUUCAUAUGACAAUUUGGAAAUGGAUGCCAAUCCAGGGUACAAGAUUCCUGUAGAAGCAGAUUUUUUGUAUGCAUAUUCCACCGUGCCAGGUUAUUAUUCUUGGAGGAAUCCUGGAAGAGGCUCCUGGUUUGUGCAGGCUCUAUGUGAAGUUCUGAGUAAGCAUGGCAAGCAGCUGGAGAUUCUACAGAUUCUCACCAUGGUUAACUACAAAGUAGCAACAAACUUUGAAUCACAGAGUAAUGACCCAUGCUUCAGUGCGAAGAAGCAGGUUCCUUGUGUGGUCUCCAUGCUAACCAAAGAACUUUACUUCUGAAAUCACAUUUGUGUAGACAGAUAUAAUCUGUUCCCUUUUUUUCCUCUCUGCAGUGAGAUUGGAAUAUACAGUGCAUUGCACUCUGUAGUACAGUGCUGUACUAAUCAAAAGCUUUUCGAAGCAAAAAAAAUCUCUUGAUCCAGAACUUUAACUAGAUAAUGAUUCUUCUGAAAUCUGCAGUACCAAGAUUACCUCAGUUGAUUGUCAUAAUCUUUUUCAACAUAUCACCUUGAGUGUUUAUGCAUAUAUUGGAGAGAAAUCUGUUCUUUGUUGUUUAUGUCCACAUUGAAAGAAAUGCCUCUAAUACCUCUCUUGCUUGACCAUGUCUGGAGUCAUGUGUGGGUUUUUUCCUGCUCAUGGAAAUCUCUCAUAAUUUUUCAAUAUUAACUACUUAUAAUGUGUUAGCACUGCAUCACUGAUGAGAAACCACUGUUUUCAUUUCGCAAAAGCUCUAGUAGUAUCUGCAAGGGAGAAAAGGGAGAAUGUGCAUCAUGCAGGAAUAUUGCCACGGUAUGCUGGAGUUUUCAGUGAUUAAAUGGUGGACUUGAUAUUAUUGAUGUUUUACAUCAGUGUUGGGGAUAGACCAAUCAUUCACAUCAGAGGGGAUACUCAUGGAAUACCAGUGUCUUAAGAAAUUGAAUGGCUGUGUCCUCUGAUAUCUUACUUGGUCUCAGUGUGGGUUUGGAGUCAUUAUACAUUAACUUUUGGAAAUCCCUCUUUUUGAAUUUGUUUUCCUUACCCCUGCCUUACUUCAGAAAACUGUCCUGGGAAAUACUUGAAAUGUUUAUUCUUAUCCAGUAGAGAAAAAUUGCUCAAGUCUUAUCUGGAGAUCUUGAACACUUAAGUGCAGCAUGCAGUCUUUUCAGCACAAUAACAAUUUGAUAGCAAAGAUCUGUUGUAUAAUGUACAGUUUUUAAGCAGAAAGAACAGUAAUGAAUAGGUUGCCAGUCUGAUCAAAGCACAAUUACUCCACAAAGUAGUAAGUAAAACUAUAGCAACCUAAGGAAGUCGUGAGAUUCUGUUUCCUUCUAAUGAUUGACUACUGCCAAGAAGCCAUGGUUCUUUACUUCAGAUGCCUUAAGUCUAAUACCUUUACCCAUUCUCCCUUAUUAAACACUGCGUAUUUUGUGCUUUACAUAUUCACCUGAAAGCAAAAAGAACCAUCAUUCUUGAUCUUAUACCAUACGAGCCAGUUGCUCUGGAUGUUACCUUCUAGUGACAACUGUUGGUUUCUUGUUUCUCAAUUUACAAGCAAUGUUCUAUCAUGUUGAAUUUCUAAUUAUUAUAACAAGUCUUCAGUACAUCUAACACUAUGGAUGCUAUCAUAUAUUUACCAACUUUACUUGCGUGUCAUUACUAUACAGACACUCUUUUUUGGUGUGUUAGGGACUGUGGUUAUUUGAAGCAAAUUUGACACAUAAUUGUAGCUAGUUAUGGAACUUAGUUUUAUGUUAAUCAAAACUGCCACUAACUUUCAUAGUUUCAAGCUUUAUAACAAGAAUGAAAAAAUGAUGACACUGCUGGAUUUUGUGGGGAUAGACCAAUCCUUCACAUCAGAGGGGGAUCUUCAUGGAAUACCAGUGCCUUAAGAAAUCCAUUGCACUUUGGAUUCCAUGAUGAAAUGAAUGGCUCAUGUUUUUUGGAAUGAUGCAAAAAUAUAGCAAUAGGAUCUGACAUAGUGAUGACUGCAGAUCUCACCAUGCAGUGGGAAAUAGGCUAAAUUCAGACAGUUGCUUAACAAAGACCUGCAUUUUUCUCAAGAUAGAGAGUAAACUAAAUUUUUACGCCACGACAUUAAUGUUCAUUUUUGGUACUUAAGAAUUGUUGAAUUCUUUAAACUUUGCAUGUCUAUGUAAUUAUAUGCAGACAUAUUUUUCAUUGCAUUUCAAAACAUCUUUUGCUUCCAUUGUUUAUAAAAUUUAUCAACAAGUUAGUAAUUCAAGAUACCAAGGUUAAUGAACUGUUUACAUAUGGUGGAGGUACAUAACCCUCUCCCUUUCAUUCUUCAGGGAAAAUCACAAUAUAAUUGGUGCAAUUAUAAACAAUCUGUAUAUUUAGAUGUUUUUAUGGUUAUUGUAAGGCAACAUGAAAUCUAUUUUUUUCUCCAGAAACACUAGCAAAUUCUUUGAAGAAACAGAUAAUAAAACAA